UUCCGGCGGCUGGGCGAGGCAGCAGCUGUUCUGGGGCGCGCGUGUAUCCGCGAGCGGAGUCCUUGCAGCCGGAGCCAUGAGCUGGACGCGUUCGGCUUCUCCGUCUUCCUUGCCAAGGGGCGCCUCGCCGGGCGACGCCUCUGCCGGCCCCCGGGAUGGGGGAGCUUCGGGGCCGGAGGGCGGGCAGGUGCACCGGCCGCAGCAUCUGGGUGCCUAUGCUGUGAUUCCUCCAAAUCCAGUAAGGAGGAAUCAGUUACAGAAAAUUGCUACCAAAGAGUUGGAAGACCUGGAGAAAUGGAAGGAACGGCACAGGCCGGGGCUAAUUACCUUGACACCCCAGAAACUGGGUGGAAGAAUAUCGGAGGCUGAAGUGAGGCAGAAACAGCAACUUGAGCACAUCCAAUCUAAAUACCAGCAAAAGCUGAAGAAAGAAGAAUAUGAAAGACUCAAAAGAGAAGCUGAAGAAGCUGACAUUUUAAGAAUGAAAAUGAUCCAGAGAGAGAAAGCCAACAAGCUUGAAGAAAAACAAAGGCAACAAGAAUGGCAAAGACAUCGGAUGCUUGCUGAAGACCACUGCUUGAAAAACUCUGAAUUGUUGCACAGAUUGGAUGGAAGCCCAUUGAACAGAACACCUUGUCCAGUGGACCACCAUAACCUCCAAUCCACAGCCUGGACCAGGAACCAGUCAUACAAGCAAAUGCAAAGAGAAGAAGAAAACAGGAAACUGCAGCUGAUGAAGGAAGAGCAACGAAGAAAGGCUGAAUGGUUGGAACUUAAGAAAAGGGAAGAGGAGAGAAUAAGAAUGAAAGCACAUCAGAAUGAGCAGAGGAGGGUGAAUAAUGACUUUCUGGACAGACUACAAAACAAUAGUCAGCCAGGUGGCAUGUACGAAUCUGGAUGUCUUGGGAAUAUGCCUUUUAUUGGUGACAGCUGGACCUUCGCCUCUGCCUUGCUCCUUGACCCUGCAACUGCCUGCUGCUGGACCCUCAGCCCUGCACCUGUUCCUGCUUCUACAUCACCAUCUUGCCUCUGGUCCUGACGUCCUCAGCCAGGGCUUCAACUGCCCGCCGACCGGACUGUGACACAGCUUCUACUAUUUUCACUUGCUCCGAGUAGUAUAGGCUGGGGGGGGGGAGGCUCAGAAGAACUAAACGCAGGUGCCCAAUUCUCCUUUGAGGGCUGAGAAAUAGGGGGAAGGGGGCACUGAUCCCCCUAAUAGUUGUGACCUUGAGGGGCCCUGUCCACACCCUGGCAUUUGCCUCGGCAUACCUACUACUGACACCAGGCCUGCACACAGCUCCAAAUAAAGUGUUUUGUCUUUACUCCAGCAUGCCGUGCUGCAUCCCCGUUGAGGUAUAUACCUCUUAGAGGUAUAUUUGCUCAGAAGCAUGUGUUUCCACCUCACAGUCUUGCCUUCGAGCCCCAAAGAAGGUUAUCUUCAUGACUGAAGUGGCUCCUGUUUUUCAUGUCGCAUUCUUGAAAUGCCUUGUGGAGAAAUAGUUUCUUUCUGAGGCAAUAUUUUUGUUUUAAAGGAUGGUAUAAAGGAAUUCACACGCUUCAGUGUUGAGGGUUAACUGACUGCAAGCUUUCUGCCGAGAGAGCUGAGGAAUCCGCAGGAGGGCUGUAGGUUUAACUGACCUUUUGCAUUGUCAGCAAUGGGAUUGACUCUGCUGUCCCUGUGGAUUGAAAGCUGUUGAGUUGUCAUUUCCGUAUCACCGCUACAAGAAGGAAAGAAAACAAGUAUAAGCACCAGAUAUUGGAGAAUUUUAGAUAAAAGGUUUUUCUUUGCAGCAUAUUAAAAACAACUCAUGACCUAAGAAAAUCACAGAACCCUAAGACGAGUGAACACAAUCCUAGAUGUACAUGGUAGUGUUUGGGUGGUAAAAAUUAGUGUUUGGGGAGAUCAUUGGACCAGAAAGGCAGCUGAAAGUCUGGAGGUUGUCUAAAGCAGAACCUGAAUGGGCAAGAAAGGCCACCAAGUAGCAGCAACUUUGUCUGAUUUUAUUCUUCUUUACGAAGUCUGCUUCGCUGCGCCAGCUUGUUCCACUCCCGGUUCUUUCUCCAGCCUCUUCUCCUCCAGCUGCCUGGCCAUCCUGCGGAAUGAAUUGCUUUUACAGGCAGACACCAAAUUGCACAGAGAACUCUUACAAAAUGUAUCCUAGGAUGGAAUCUCCCUCCUUGGAGGUUUUUAAGCAGAGUUUGGAAAUAAUAAUAAUAAUAAUAAUAAUAAUAAUAAUAAUAAUAAUAAUAAUAAUAAUACUUUAUUAUUUAUACCCUGCCCAUCUGGCCAGGUUUCCCCAGCCACUCUGGGCGGCUUCCAACAAAAUACUAAAAUACAGAAAUCCAUCAACCAUUAAAAGCUUCCCUAAACAGGGCUGCCUUAAGAUGCCUUCUAAAGGUCUGGUAAUUGUUGUUCUCUUUGAACUCUGGUGGGAGGGUAUUCCACAGGGUGGGUGCCCACCGAGAAGGCCCUCUGCCUGGUUCCCUGUAACUUGGCUUCUCGUAGCGCGGGAACCGCCAGAAGGCCCUUGGCGCUGGACCUCAGUGUCCAGGCAGAAUGAUGGGGGUGGAGACGCUCCUUCAGGUAUACUGGACCGAGGCCGUUUAGGGCUUUAAAGGUCAGCACCAACACUUUGAAUUGUGCUCGGAAACGUACUGGGAGCCAAUGUAGGACUUUCAGGACCGGUGUUAUGUGGUCUCGGCGGGCGCUCCCAGUCACCAGUCUAGCUGCCGCAUUCUGGGUUAGUUGUAGUUUCCGGGUCACAUGUUGAAUUUGAUAGCACUGUACACUGCUCCCAUUUGGUUGAACAAUUCUUCCAUUUCUUGCCAGGUCCUGAGUGCCACUUAAUCUUAAAUCCAGGUUUUCUGGCCCUCUGCUUGGUUUCACAACCUAUUGUUCUAAGGGCACCGUUACUUAGGAUAGCUAGAAAUUUUGGCCUCUUAGUUGUGACUGGAGCAUGCGAAGUUAAGUGAAGACGCUGCAACACUUCCCCUUUGUGUGACUCCUUCAUUUAAUCAUCCAUUUAAAGAUCACUCUGGGGGUUUAAGUCGAGGGGGAUGAGGGUACAACCGCUGCACUGAAUUACUCCUGGAUCUCAGUAUUGCUACCCAGACUAAUUCUGUGGCAGUGUUUGCCCUUCUGGGAUUUCUAGCUUGUUAGACUCCCAUGUCCUCUUUGUUGCACACCCUUCCCUGGCUCUCCUUUGCAGUUUGCAUCCAGAGACAACUGUGAUCCAUUGGUUCUCCCCAUUCCAUCAGGUUUCAGUCAUGCCUUCCAGAUCUCUGCACUCCUUUAAAACCAAACCCCCUCAAUUCACUUCUGCUGGUUCAGGGACAUCAAGCAUUAGCGCACAUGCAUUUUACUCUGUAGCACUUUGGCCUCUUCCGUAUUGUUUUCUUGCAACUUUGAUCCCUAGCCUACCCCCCUUUGUAACUUGUUGUUGUGCCACAGCAUAAGAAUGUACUAAUAUAUAAUGAUUUUUUUUCAUA
Molecule: messenger RNA, 3489 nt
Organism: Zootoca vivipara (common lizard)
Lineage: Eukaryota; Metazoa; Chordata; Lepidosauria; Squamata; Lacertidae
Source: RefSeq, a predicted model, not a curated record